AUGUCAUCAAACAAUAUUACAAUACAAAAAAAUUAUUUGAUGAAGCCACUCUCAGAAUAUUGGUUUAUCUCUGUACCUGGAGAUGGUACACCAAACGGUACUUGGGAAGAUUUGAAUUACUCCACUGUGGUGUAUAGUGAUAAUUUUAAAUUUAAUAUACCAGAUUUGAAGGUUGGAACACUUGAUCAAUUAAUUGGAUUAUCUGAAGGGUUAUCAAAACUCGAUUCAACUAUUAAUGGUAUAACUCAAAAAUUAGUUCACCAUUUUGAGGAUGUUCUUGAGGAAGGAAAAGACAAAUUAUAUGAAAAUCUUAAUAUUGAAGGAAAGGACAUUGAUACUUAUAUAUGUAAAUUUCAAUGGCAAGCUGCUAAGUAUCCAUUAAAACAGUCACUUAAAGCAUUAGUUGACAUAAUAAUGAAACAAGUUUCUUUAAUUAAUAAUGAUAUGAAAAGCAAAAUGGCAAAUUACACUAAUUUAAGGACUGCUUUAAUAAAUAUUGAUAAAAAAUCAAAUGGAUCAUUAUUGACAAAAGAUUUAUCUGGAAUUGUUAAACCUGAAUAUUUUGUUCUUAAUUCUGAAUACCUACAAACUGUAUGUGUUGUUGUACCAAAAAAUUUAUCAAAAGAAUGGGAAAAUGAUUAUUAUAAAUUGAGUGAUAAAGUUGUUCCUAACUCUAGUACUUUAAUAUCUGAAGAUGACAAUUAUUAUCUUUAUACUGUAACAAUAUUUAAAUUAGUUUUGGAUGAAUUUAAAAAAAAUUGUCAAAUAAAAAAAUUUAUAGUAAGAGAUUUUGUUUAUGAUGAGAAAACUCUCCAACAUGGUAAAUGUGAUAGAGAAAAUUUAUUUCAAGAGAUUAGAAAACAAUAUCCUUCACUUGUAAGAUGGUUAAAAAUAAAUUUCAGUGAAUUGUUUUCUGCACAUAUUCAUGUAAAAGCAUUAUCUAUAUUUGUUGAGUCAGUCUUAAGAUAUGGUUUACCAGUCAAUUUUCAAGCUGCUAUUUUAAAACCAAAAAAAGGCUGCCAAAAAAAGUUACGAAAUGAGUUGGGUCGUCUUUACCAUCAUCUUGAUGGACCUGGAACUGGAUCUAUAGAAAAUCUAGAUGAUCAAUUUUCUUUAAUGCAACUUAAUUGUAAUGAUUAUUAUCCAUAUGUUUACUGUGACAUCAAUGUUGACUAUAUUUAA
Messenger RNA from Strongyloides ratti, 1182 nucleotides. Its product is annotated as V-type proton ATPase subunit C 2. The record is from RefSeq and is a predicted model, not a curated record. Gene Ontology annotation, cellular component: vacuolar proton-transporting V-type ATPase, V1 domain; lysosomal membrane. NCBI's taxonomy places the organism in Eukaryota, Metazoa, Nematoda, Chromadorea, Rhabditida, Strongyloididae. Gene Ontology annotation, biological process: proton transmembrane transport. The transcript is spliced from 6 exons. Gene Ontology annotation, molecular function: proton-transporting ATPase activity, rotational mechanism. Bases 1 to 1182 code for a protein of 393 amino acids.